UGCUCAAACCCUCUCCCCUCCACAUAAAAAACUCACACACACUUUUGAGUUAUGUAUGUAGAGCUAAAAUAUUGUAUGACCCUCCACAUACUACUUCCAAAAUCAAGCCUAAUGGAUAGAAUUUCCCAUCUCUGCUUCCUUAUUACAUCACUCUUUAUUCUUCAAUGGCUGAUUGAUUAUAGCUCGGCCAACUCAGAUAUCAACACUGAUCGUUCUUCCCUUAUUGCCUUCAAAUCUCGAAUAUCUUUUGAUCACGGUAAUAUAUUAUCCAAAAAUUGGAGCAGUGAGAGCAGUAUCUGUAGUUGGAUCGGAGUUACAUGUGAUUCUCGCCAACACAGGGAGACUCAGUUGAAUAUAUCGUCCAUGGGUCUUGUAGGAACCAUUCCACCUGAAAUCGGAAAUCUUUCUUUCAUCGUUUCUUUAGAUGUGAGCGAGAACUCUUUUCAUGGUCCUAUUCCGCUAUCUAUGUUCAACUUGUCAUUUUUAGAAGUUUUGAAUUUGAGGAAUAACAGUUUGUCUAGUAGCCUACCAUUCGAUAUAUGCAAAUACAAUCUGCAUAGACUGCAGAUGCUUCGUAUUUCUUUCAACGAGUUGUAUGGGGAAAUACCAUCGAGUUUGGGGCGAUGUUCAAAGCUUGAGUAUAUUUCUUUGUACAACAACAGUUUUAGAGGACAUGUGCCAACACAAAUUGGAAACUUGACAUUGCUUCAAGAACUACACUUGGGUGCUAACAAUUUCAGUGGUAAUAUUCCAAAAGAGAUAACUCAUCUUACUAACUUACGACUCUUGAGCAUUAAUUCCAACAAGUUGUCAGGAUCAUUGCCAAAAGAAAUUGGGAACAUGACAUCCCUUACCAACUUAGAGCUCAAGAACAAUGAAUUAAGUGGAACAUUGCCAAAGGAAAUUGGGAACAUGACAUCCCUUACCAUGUUAUUGCUUAACAACAAUGACUUAAGUGGUCAUAUUCCAAGAGGAAUUUUUCUACUCAAUAAUUUAUUUAAAUUGCAAUUGGCUAACAACCAACUUGGUGGAUCAUUGCCGACAGAAAUUGGUAACACAACCAUCUCAGAUGUGAUUCUUAACUACAAUAACUUAAGCGGUCACAUACCAUCCACCUUUGAGAAUCAAUCAAGGCUGCUUAAUUUAGCACUACGGUCCAACAACUUUAGUGGAGAGAUUCCACCAUCCAUUUGCAACUUGAAAUCCCUCCAAGUCCUCUAUUUAUCAUACAAUUCUUUGGAAGGAGCAAUUCCAUAUUGUCUGGCAAACUUGGGCUCAUCUGCGCUUAUCCUCCUCUAUUUGAAUGCAAAUAAACUUAGUGGCAUCAUACCAUCAACUUUCCCAAAGCAUUGCAUUCUUAAGUUGAUCAAUCUAAAUGGAAACAAAUUGAAAGGAACACUUCUCCAAACCUUGGGCAAUUGCCAAAAUUUGCUUAUGGUGGACAUUGGUGAUAAUGAAAUACAAGGUGCGUUUCCCUUUUGGAUGGAAACACUCCCUAAACUUCGCGUCCUCGUUUUGAGGUCAAAUAAGUUCAAUGGUACAAUGUUGGUGUCUUCAAAAAUCGAGCAGCCUUUCCCAAAGUUGCAAGUACUUGAUGUGUCAUAUAAUGCAUUUGUUGGCUCUCUACCUGAUAGAUAUUUCAACAACUUUCGAGGUAUGGUAGAUGCCACGGAAAACCAAACUAAUGAUGGAUCAAAAUACCUUAGUGUACCAAACCUUAGCGGUUUCGUUGAAUUGAUGCUCACAUUGAAAGGAUUAGAUCAGCCAUUGCUGCAACUCCUGACAACCUUUACAACUAUCGACUUAUCCUCCAAUAGAUUCUCUGGGCGCAUUCCACCUUCUCUAGGGAUUCUUAACUCUCUUAGAUACUUGAAUUUGUCUCACAAUACCAUUGAAGGUCAUAUACCGCCAUCUCUUGGAGGUAUGAGUCUCCUCGAGUCGUUGGACUUGUCUUCAAACAAACUGGAUGGAGAAAUUCCAAGUGGAUUGGCAAGGUUGACAUUUCUUUCGAAAUUAAACCUUUCGAUGAAUAAUCUCGAGGGACGAAUACCACUGUCUACUCAGCUUUCCACAUUUGGUAACGAAUCAUAUGAGGGAAAUGUAGGAUUGUGUGGAUUUCCAUUGACGAGAAAAUGUGAGGGGGGUGAUGGAAAACCAUCACCGCCUCAUGUGGAAGUGGAAUCGGAUAGGGAGAUCGAGCGGGGUUAUGUGUUUGCUGCUGCUGGUUAUGCUUUGAGCUUAGGAAUCUUUUCAUGGCUGCUUUUGUUCUGCCGAUGUUUCAGGUAUAAAUACUUUGAGAAAGUUGAUGAUGUUUUUGAGAAGAUCUUUGAGUGUUGCCAGCGCUGGAAAAAAAAGAGAUUGACGAAAGAAAGUUGUGAGGAAUAGACAGCAGUGAGGAUAAUUAAGGAUACUUCGAAGAAUAUGUAUGUGAGAACUCGUUAUCACUAACUAGUGAAUCUGUCCCACUCCGGCUCCGAAGCGAACAAAGACCAAACAACCUCUUCUUUCUAAAUUGAGCCUCGAGAAUAGCUUUCAUCUCAGGAGCCGAACCCGUCUUCGAGCACCUGUAGACCUUCCGCAGAGAACUAUUAUGAGAGAAAGAUGACAUCAUCUCCCAAUAUAGAACUUCACUUUCAUCCCUACCAUAUGAUAUUGAUCACGAAAGAAAAGCUUCAUCUUUUCUCAUUGAGCUUGAGACAGGCAGUGCUGCUGACUAGACAUGACGCGGCGGAUACCGGCGCGGUGGUGUCCACUCUAAUACUCCCUCCGUCCCACUCAAGAUGGCCACAUUCUUGAGUGGCACGAGAUUUUAGGAAGUGUUAUUAGAUGGAAUUAAGUAGAGACAAAAAAAGCAGUUAAAUAUUUUAAUGAGGAGAGAGGAGAGAAAAUGUUAUUUCCAAAA
Messenger RNA from Salvia splendens (bonfire salvia), 2902 nucleotides. Its product is annotated as receptor-like protein 9DC3. Gene Ontology annotation, molecular function: receptor serine/threonine kinase binding. Lineage: Eukaryota; Viridiplantae; Streptophyta; Magnoliopsida; Lamiales; Lamiaceae. The record is from RefSeq and is a predicted model, not a curated record. The coding region runs from base 52 to 2385 and encodes 777 amino acids. The transcript has 5 exons.